Molecule: messenger RNA, 3962 nt
Organism: Chelmon rostratus (copperband butterflyfish)
Lineage: Eukaryota; Metazoa; Chordata; Actinopteri; Chaetodontiformes; Chaetodontidae
Exons: 8
Coding region: 1-2790 (929 amino acids)
Molecular function (GO): GTP binding
Source: RefSeq, a predicted model, not a curated record
AUGAGGGGAAGGCCCCUGGCAGCCAAAAUGAAGUCUGUGCUUUCUGUGUGCUGCUUGCUGUCUCUGCUGGCCCUGUCUGCUGCAGAGCUCCUGACAGGGUCCUCCAUCCACGAUGAGGAGCCUCUGGUGCAUCUGCAGCUCCAGCAGCCAGAGGGAGACCUCUUCUCCUGCAGAUGUGACACAACAGAGGAGCACACUAGCCAGAGCUCCUCCAACGACACCCCGGCCCCAGAGAGGGCCAUGUGCCAGCCCUGCACCAAACCCUCAUCAGCUUUAGAGACUGAAGAAGAGCCAGCUUCCACCUCAGAGCAUGAGGAGGAAGAGGAGGAGGAGGAAGCAGCCCCCGUGGAGGAGGACGCAUCCGCUGUGGAUGUAACAAGUGAUGGAGAAGGAGCGCAGGAGGAGGAAACUUCCCAGGAAGAAGUAGAAGAAGAGGAGGUGACAUCUGAGGAGGAAGCUGAAGCAGAGCCCGUAGAGGAGCUUGAGUCAGAGGAGGAUCAAAGAGUGGAGGAGGAGGAAGUAGCCGAGGAGGUUGCAUCAUCUGAAGAGGAGGAGGAGGUAGCUGAAGUUGAGGAAGAGGAGGAGAAUACUGACGAAACAGAGGAGGAAGCAGACGAGGAGGAGCUAUCCCAUGAGGAAGAGGAACUGACUGAACCUCAGGAAGAAGUUGUAGAAGAGGAAGAACCAGCUGCUGAAGCUGAAGAAACAGCUGAGGGAGCAGAAGGUGAAGAAAUACAGGAGGAUCAGGAGGCAGCAGCUGAGUUCGUAGAGGAGGAAGAGGAGGAAAUUACUCCUGCUGAGGAGGAGGUUGCUGUGGUUGAAUCUGAACCAGAAGCAGAAUCAGUUGAGCUUCCUCAAACAGAACCAGAGGAAACACAACCAGAAGUGACAGCAGAACCUGAGGCUGAACCAGAGGCCAUUUCAGAGCCUGAAUCAGAACCAGGGGUGACUGCAGAACCAGAGCCUGAAUCAGAACCAGAGCCUGAACCAGAACCAGAGCCAGAAUCAGAACCAGAGGUGGCAGCAGAACCAGAGCCUGAAUCAGAACCAGAAGUGACCGCAGAACCAGAGCUUGAAUCAGAACCAGAGCUUGAAUCAGAACCAGAGCUUGAAUCAGAACCAGAGCUUGAAUCAGAACCAGAGCCCGAACCAGAACCAGAGGUGACCACAGAAGCAGAGCCUGAAGUUGUUUCAGAGCCAGAGGUGAUUCCAGAGCCUGAACCAGAACCAGAGGUCAUUCCUGAAGUGGAGCCAGAGCCUGUUGCAGAGGAUGUGGCCGUGGAAGAGGAACCAGUGGAAACCACAGGGGCAGAGGCUCCUGUAGUAGAAGAGGCUCCUGUUGAUGGCGAGGAGGUGACUGCAGAGGUUCCUGCACAGUCUCAAACCAAAGAUCGUGAGGAAGAUGUGUCAGCAGGCCCAGCACUGAGGGAUCGCUCCCACAUUGAGGACACUCUGCGAUUGGCUGCUGCUGAACCCUCAGCAGAGUUCUCAGCUGCCAUGAAGAAGCUGUUGAACAUAUACCACACAGCCAUCAAGCCAAUGGAGCAAGCCUUUAAGUACAACGAGCUCAGGCAGCAUGAAGUCACAGAUGGUGAGGUCACCUCUAAGCCCAUGGUUUUGUUCCUGGGACCGUGGAGCGUCGGCAAGUCCUCCAUGAUCAACUACCUGCUGGGUCUUCACGGCACCUCACAGGGACUCUACACAGGUGCUGAGCCCACCACCUCAGAGUACACAGUCAUAACACACGGGGAGAAGUUUCGGACCAUAGAGGGCAUCGUCAUGGCAGCGGACAGCUCUCGAUCCUUCUCCCCCCUGGAGAAGUUCGGCCAAGGCUUCCUGGAGCGGCUGGUUGGUAUCGAGAUGCCCCACAAGCUGCUGGAGAGGGUCACCUUUGUCGACACACCAGGCAUCAUCGAAAACCGCAAGCAACAGGAGAGAGGUUACCCCUACAAUGAGGUGUGCCAGUGGUUCAUUGAUCGAGCUGAUCUCAUCUUCCUGGUGUUCGACCCCACCAAGCUGGACGUGGGCGGAGAGCUGGAGAUGCUCUUUAGGCAGAUGAAGGGCCGCGAGUCCCAGAUUCGCCUCAUCCUCAACAAGGCCGACAGUCUUACCACCCAGGAUCUGAUGAGGGUAUAUGGAGCCCUGUUCUGGAGCAUGGCGCCCCUGAUCAACGUCACAGAGCCACCGCGCGUGUACGUCAGCUCCUUCUGGCCUCAGGACUAUGCUGUGGACACCAGUCGAGACCUCUUCAUGAAGGAGGAGAUCUCUCUGCUGGAGGACCUCAACCAGGUGAUUGAGAAUCAGAUAGAGAACAAGAUCGCUUUCAUCCGCCAGCACGGCAUCCGUGUGCGCAUCCAUGCCCUGCUGGUGGACCGCUACCUCCAGACCUACUAUGACAAGCUGGGCUGGUUUAGUGAUCCUUACGAGGUGUUCCAAGACAUCGUCAAUGAUCCAGACAAGUACUACAUCUUCAAAUCCAUUCUGGCCAAGACCAACAUCAGCAAGUUUGACCUGCCCAACAGGGAAGCCUACCAGGACUUCUUCGGGGUGAACCCGGUUUCCAGCUUCAAGCAACUCUCCUACCACUGCAGCUGGACGGGCGGCUGUCUGCUGGAGAAGAUCGAGAGGGCCAUCUCGCACGAGCUCCCGGCUCUGCUCAGCAGCGUCAGCAAGGCCGCAGAUUCGCCUCCGCCGGCGAAGGCCUCGCCGACACCUCCGCCUCCGCUGCCUGGCACCUGCGAGGGUCCCGGGUGUGAGGAGAAACCCAAGAAUCGCUGGAGGAGGCAGUGAGAUGGAGGAGAGGGGUGCAAGGGGAGGAGCAGAGGAGGCAGAUGGCGGCAACAGCAGCAGCCAGCGGGUUUCUUGAACUAGUCCCCACUGCUGUGAUUUGCAGGACUGGCUUUGGGGAGACUGAACAGAGUGACAGAGCAAGAGCAGAAAAUGUGCAGAGAUGUACGAAGCAGGUCUGGGUCAGAAUACUUCUUAAUGCUUGUUUUUACCUACAUGCAGUUCCACACGGAUGCUUUUUAGUCCACUGGGACAGUUCAGAUCAGUUGUAGAUGACAGAAAAGUAAGCCAAAUAAGUUUCAUAUUCUUUUCUAUGGCUGUAGAGCAACUCUUCUGAUAUUUAGGUAGGUCAAAACAAACAAUGAAAAGUGAGCAUUUCUGACUAUGGUCUGGUAGAAAAGGAAAUGUAGAAAAAGAGGCUUGUGGUCAACUUUCCAUCUGAAGCCAUUUCUGUCUGCAAAAUGUGAUGAAUGUCUGCAGGAGAAACAAACUUCCGAAACAAAGGCGCCCAUAUAUCCCUUCAUGUUAAUGAAAUCUGAGAAUGAUUGUCUUCUUGUUUCUCACUGUUUUCAAGUUUGUACAUUAUUUUUUUCAUCAGAGAAAGAUGCUGGCAGUGAUUGUGCUCUACCAGUGAUACAGUAAAUGCUGCCGCUCUUUUCUUUUCUGUGUUGUUUGCAAAGUCUGAAUAUUCAAACUGCUGUGCUGUGUUUUUACGGUUCAACCAACUGUAGGUCGUUAUCAUGUCAUAUUUUCAAUGGUGGGACAAACAAAUAGAAAAAAGGGUGCUCUCAUAGUGUUUUAUUUAGCAGUGAUUCAACCAUGUUUAGUCACUGAACUCUACUGCACUACUGAAUACUGUACUGUCAUAUUUCUCUAUAUUGUUCUAUACUAUGUUCAUUAUAAAAACACGUUUUAUUUUAACAUUUCUCAAUACUGCACAGAGACUGAAUUGAAUGAAUACAGUCAUGGUGUUCUCCUCAGAACUCCAACAUUUCAGAGCUUUCUGUUUGUUUAAACGUGUAUUUAACGCCACUGUGGCCUUUUCAGCCCUCCGAACUGUUGCUAGUUUUAACAUCAGCAUGGCUGCAUACCACAUGGGCUUUUCCUUUAAAAAUGUAAUCUUUUCCUUGUUCUAUUAGGUCUGUUUGUAAUUGUCAUUCUUUUGAGUGAUUUCU